Messenger RNA from Rhizophagus irregularis DAOM 181602=DAOM 197198, 719 nucleotides. RefSeq lists its product as uncharacterized. The record is from RefSeq and is a predicted model, not a curated record. Lineage: Eukaryota; Fungi; Glomeromycota; Glomeromycetes; Glomerales; Glomeraceae.
AAAAAAUUUUCUCCCUACUUUCUCGAGUAUGUCGAAUCCUUUCAGAUACAUUUAUAACAAAGUUCAAGAAAACGAUAUUAAAAAAUUAGCAAGAAAAAGUGGAACAACACAAGAAGGUCUCCCUCCCGCCCUCAAUAAUCACGAAACAGCUGCGUUAGCCCUCAAAGCGUUAAAAAGAGAUAGAAAUAUGCCGGCACUUGUUUUUCAUUGGGAUCCAGCAGGAUUCAACGAUGUCGCAACCUCUCCAAAUAAUCGAAACGGAAUCGUGGGACAAAAUCUUGCUGCGGUUAUUACGAACCUUACAGCUAGUGGUGCGAGAAAUUAUAACAAUAUUAUAUUUACAUUUCCAAACGGUGCCAGCAUUGGAACAUGGAAACAACAGAUAGAUACAAAUAUACCGUGGGUGCGAAGUCAAACGGGGAUUCCAAAUGUCAUUCAUACAGUCACGAGAAUCAAUCGAGUCACUGAACGUGAUACGGGAACGCCCCCAUCUGCAUUCGACCUUGAGGAUUUUUCAGAUGUCUUCAACUAACAAGCUUCUCUUUUUUCGUUCUCUUGUUAAACUAGACCCCACUCCUUUUUUUAGUAAUUGAACCAUUACCUUUUAAUGUAAUGAUUUUUUUACAGUUUUUUAAACUUAAAAAUUUUCGUUAAGUUGAUAUAAUUAUCAUUUUAUUGUUAACUUUCAAACUCCCUUUACAUACGCGUUAUAAUAUUUU